AUGUCUAAAAGUCCUAGCGUUGCAGCGGGUGGACAGGGACGCUCUGCGGUCUCGCGCCCUCUGCUCCAGGCUGCUGUGGCUCUGGGGAUGAUGGUCUGGGACAGGACAGCUGGGUACACGUUGGCUCUGGGACAGCACAAGGCGGCAAAAGAUCCAGAACCGGACAGAGCGCUGGAGGCCAAGCUCGGCCCAGGAGCGAGCGGAUUAUUUUGUCGGACCACAAUCCAUGAUGACGUACUCCAGCACGAGAAGGGUGACUUAAAUAAAUUCAAGGAAGUAAAAGAACGCCUCUUGAAGCUCUUCUCAGCCAAACCUGACAUGCCUGAAACCCACCCCGACCGCUGUCUCACCUGUGCAGUGGUGGGCAACUCCGGGAAUCUGAAGGGAUCUCACAACGGACCUCGUAUAGAUGCUCAUCAGUUUGUAAUAAGGUAA
Molecule: messenger RNA, 435 nt
Organism: Knipowitschia caucasica
Lineage: Eukaryota; Metazoa; Chordata; Actinopteri; Gobiiformes; Gobiidae
Source: the annotation of a GenBank genome assembly